This is a messenger RNA of Arctia plantaginis, 309 nucleotides long. The record is from the annotation of a GenBank genome assembly. Lineage: Eukaryota; Metazoa; Arthropoda; Insecta; Lepidoptera; Erebidae.
AUGAAGGUAUUGAUAGCUCUGUGUGUUUUGGCGUUCAUUACGUUAUCGUUUGCAAAGCCUCAGGUGCAUCCCCAUCCCCGAGGGUGCCGCUCGAUCCUUGAUAGAUGCCAUAGCUAUUGCGAGGAAGGCACGCACUCUUAUACAAUCGGUUGCGACUACAGAGUUCUUGAAGCUACUUGCGAUGAGCCGAACCCACAGCCGGAGAAAUUCAUGAUGUGUGAUUAUUCAGCUUGUUACUGCGACGCGCCAACUGUCAGGGACAGUGCCAGUGGAAAGUGUGUGGCUCUCGAUAAAUGUCCACAGAAGUAA